Olea europaea var. sylvestris is the source of this 1602-nucleotide messenger RNA. RefSeq lists its product as uncharacterized. Gene Ontology annotation, biological process: CAAX-box protein processing. Lineage: Eukaryota; Viridiplantae; Streptophyta; Magnoliopsida; Lamiales; Oleaceae. The transcript has 9 exons. Bases 225 to 1313 code for a protein of 362 amino acids. The record is from RefSeq and is a predicted model, not a curated record. Gene Ontology annotation, molecular function: metalloendopeptidase activity. Gene Ontology annotation, cellular component: membrane.
ACCACGUUGAAUUGCUCAGGCCCACAGGAUUACAAAUUUGAGAAACCAACGGAUCAUGUUAAUUCAUCACCCCUCCCAAUCUUAAAAAAAUAUCCUACAUUUUGGCAAGUUGCUCUAAUGCUCCAGACAACCUCAAUGACACCGAAGAAGGGGGAAGAAGAGAAGGCUCAGUUUUAAGUUUUACUAGAUUUUGACUUUUUCUGGGUCAGGUCCGAACUCGGUAAAUGGAGUUCCCGUUGGUGUCGCGGGCUCCUAAUCCCCCAGUAACUUGGUUUUGUAAUUAUGAGUUGCCCGUGAGAAUAAUAGAGAUGAAAAAGAAGAAGGGAGUUCUGGCAAAUAAUGGGGUGGUGAGGGCGGAGAGGAGUAGUGGUGCUGGUGGAAAAGCGGUGGAGAGAGAAGAAAGAGAGAGUCGGGUAUAUAGGACGGGUUCGGGUAUUGAUGUUACCACUUUUAAUGAAAGCUUUAAUGAUGCAGAAUUUUCAGUCUGGGAAAAGAUUGGAACUGUUGUUAGACUAAGUUAUGGAAUUGGAAUAUAUGGUGCCAUGGCUUUGGUAGGAAGGUUUAUAUGCUCGAUCACUGGAAUUGAUACCUCGGGAGGUUUUGAUCUGUCAUUAGAUGCCAUUGUGGAGGGAUUGGGAUAUGCAGCUCCUCCUAUUAUGGCCCUUCUAUUUAUACUAGACGAUGAAGUUGUAAAAUUAUCACCUCAUGCUCGUGCAAUCAGAGAUGUAGAGGACGAGGAGUUACGGAGUUUCUUUUACGGAAUGUCACCAUGGCAGUUUAUACUCAUUGUUGCUGCGAGCUCUAUUGGAGAGGAGCUUUUCUACCGUGCUGCUGUUCAGGGAGCCCUGGCUGAUGUAUUUUUGAGGAGCGGUGAUUUGGUUGGAGAUGCUCGAGGAAUGACAUCUCUGGCUGGUGUGCUUCCUCCAUUUGUACCAUUUGCACAGGGAUUUGCUGCUGUCAUUACUGCUGCUCUUACAGGUUCACUUUACUACAUGGCAGCCUCUCCGAAAGACCCCACCUACGUAGUUGCGCCAAUACUGAAGUCCCAUUCCGGCCGCAAAGAACUGAAAAAACUAUUUGCAGCCUGGCACGAGAGGCGGCAAAUGAAGAAGAUAUAUUCUCCCUUACUUGAAGCACUUUUGGCUCUUUAUCUUGGAUUCGAAUGGAUCCAGACGAAUAAUAUUCUGGCACCUAUUAUAACACACGGCAUAUACUCGGCCGUCAUCUUGGGCCACGGCCUUUGGAAAAUCCACGAUCACCGACGAAGACUACGCCAGAGACUUCAACAGCUUAAACUAGAAGGUAAAGAUUGAAGGAGAUUAUGACGCUGGUGUAUAACAGGGAGCUAAAUCGCUAGUUUCAAAAGGACAUUUUCACACUUUACCAGCGAAGGCUGAUUGUUUGUAUCUGCAUAUAUUGCCCCCAUAAAUGUUUAUUGUAGAAACAGGGAGACAGUGAAUAUACAUAGUUUCAGAGGCAGGGUUUGUACAUUAAAAACAAUGAACAUAGUAGGGACAACUGGAACUUGUAUGUGUGAGAUUUGAGUCUAUUUUACGAACUGAAAUCAGAGAGCCCAAUUAGUCGAGUAUUCUUUAAUUGAUA